AUGUCAAAUUGGGCACCAGAUCAGAAUGCUGUCAAUCAGCUGGUGAAUAUUUUGAUGGGAACGCUUUCGGCCGAAAGGAGUGUAAGAGAACAAGCGACAUCUGCAUUGAAACAAGCGGAAGAAAGAGAGCAAGAGUUGGAUAAUUAUUUGCUUCAUGUUCUUAUAGAGGGUAAACAGGUUCAACCCCAAGUGAGGGCUGCUUCUGGAUUAGUGUUGAAAAAUGAUGUUGCUAGGAACUGGAUGCAAAAAUCUCCCCAAGUUAAACAGUAUCUUCUGGAAAGAAUUCCUCUGGGCCUCAUGGACAAUGCCGGUCUCGUUCGAAACAUCACAGGAAACGUUAUUACCACGCUUUUACAAAUUGUUGGGGUGACGAGGUGGCCGAAUAUUUUAGGAGAUUUGAUGCAACUGGCUACCAAUCAAAAUGGAAGCACGGACUCGCAGGAAGGAGCAAUGAGCAGUCUUGCUAAAAUUUGUGAAGAUUCCGCCUCAACACUUGACAAAGAGUAUGCAAAUGGUGAUCGGCCUCUUAAUUUUAUGGUUCCACAGUUUAUUGAGCUUACCACUUCUCAAAGUGCACGGGUGCGUGUUCUAGCAUUGACGUGUCUCAAUUAUGUUUUGGAAGUCGAGUCGCAAUCAAUUUUGGUGUUGCUCGAUAAAUUUUUAUCCAGGUUGUUUGAACUAGCAACAGACAAGGACCCAAAGGUGCGGACAUCUGUCUGUCGUGCUUUUAAUGAAGUUGUGGAAAUGGCACCAAGUAAGUUGGCCCCACACUUAGCCGGUAUAAUUGAUUACUGUGUGCACACAAUGGGUGAUGACGAUGAUGAUGUUGCUUUACAAGCCUGCGAAGUUCUUCUCUCUAUCUCCUCGUCAACGUACUUGGCGAAUCAUGUGGAGAGUAAAUUGGAUGUUAUCAUACCGGCCCUUCUCAAGAAUAUGGUUUAUUCUGAAAUGGAGGUGUUUUUAAUGGAGGGUCAGGAUGAAAAUGAUGACGAGAACGUUGUUGAUAAAGACGAGGAUAUAAAGCCGACGGCGGUAAAAAGCCGAGGAAAUCGUAAUCGCGGAAACAAUACAGACACAGCAUCCGAUUCUGAACUUUCAGACGAUUCCUCGGAUCUUUCUGAUGCAGAUGACUCUGACUUGACUCCAUCAUGGACAAUCCGGAAGUGCGCUGCAGCUACAUUAGACUCAUUGGCAUCGGGCUACCCACAAAAAGUUUUCCUGCUUACUCUUCCGGCAGUGAAACAGCAGAUUACCUCGGAGAAAUGGCCGAUAAGAGAAGCUGCUAUUUUAGCAUUGGGUGCUGUCGCUGAGGGCUGUUGGCAAGUUGCUGCCAAUGAGUUACCAUCUCUGGUUCCAUACUUAGUUGAAAGGCUUUCGGAUCCACAGCCAAGAGUUCGCUUAAUAGCCUGUUGGACUUUGGGAAGAUACUCUUCAUGGAUAUGCGAACAGGCUGCCCAACAAACAGGCUGUGCCAACUACUUCAGGCCUACUUUUACAUGCAUUAUGGACUGUGCACUGGACAGGAAGAAGGUUGUUCAACAAAGUGCUUGUUCGGCACUUGCGGACUUCAUUGACAGUUCGACCCCAGAUAUCCUCGCACAGUUUAUUGAGCCACUUCUUCAACAUUUCAACAUGUACUUCCAGAAGUACCAGCGGAAAAACAUGAUCAUUCUAUAUGACACGGUUCAAACGUUUUCGGAGAAGGUGGGGUAUCUGCUGAAGGGACAUGACAACUUGAUUAAAAUGCUUCUACCACCACUUAUGACCAAGUGGCAGGUGCUCAAAGACGAUGAUCAUGAUCUUUGGCCAUUACUUGAAUGUCUAUCAUCCGUUGCUGCAGCAUUGGAGGAGUCCUUUGCACCUUACGCAUCACCUGUUUAUGAUCGUGCUGUUCGUGUUUUAUCAAACUGUCUUCAGGGAAAAAGCAUAUCGUUGAAAGAUGCGGACUACGAUGCACCAGAGGAUGACUUUAUUGUUACGGCAUUGGACUUGAUUGAUGGUCUUGUGCAAGGAUUGGGUGCCCACUUUAACGAUUUGGUGCAGUCUUCAGGGCAACCAGAGGGAAAACCAAAUACUCUUAUGCAGUCAUUAAUUCAAUCCAUGCAAGGCGAAUUUGGAGACAUUAGGCAAAGUGCAUAUGCAUUGCUUGGAGACUUGUGCAUUUAUGGAGUGCACAACUUCAUUUUGCCAUUUCUCCAUGAUGUCAUGGUAUGUAUCGGAAACGAAAUUGCCAACCAUACAUACGAUUCAAUACCAUCUUGCAACAACGCAAUAUGGGCAUUGGGUGAACUCUCUUUAAGGAUAGAUAGUAAUGCAAUGUCUCCAUACUUGGAUAAUUUCUUGAGGAUAUUGGCACAGAUGUGCUUGGAGACGGAUAUGGAUUCGACCAUUCUUGAAAAUACCGCUAUCACGAUUGGUCGCCUUGGUAACAACAAUGCAUCUUCAAUGGGUCAGUACUUGUCCCAGGUUCUUUUCUCGUGGUCUUCCUAUAUGUUACACUCCGAAGAAAAUCAAGAAAAGCGGACAGCAUUACAAGGGAUGUGCAACAUAAUAAUGGCCAAUCCUUCAAUGCUUAAUACAAACGAUGCAGCCACUAAAGAUGCCUUAUGCUAUUUUUUGGCCUGCAUUGCAACAUACGAGGACCCGGGAGAAGAAUUGGGACAGACUUUUCAUAUGCUAGUUCAUGGAAUUCAGAAUGGACUGGGUACAGAUCAGUGGUCGAAGUUGAUAUCAAAGUUAGAUGAUGGACACAAGGCAUCAUUAAUUGAAAGGUAUGGAAGCUGA
Messenger RNA from Brettanomyces bruxellensis, 2784 nucleotides. RefSeq lists its product as uncharacterized. Gene Ontology annotation, cellular component: nucleus; cytoplasm. Gene Ontology annotation, molecular function: small GTPase binding; nuclear import signal receptor activity. NCBI's taxonomy places the organism in Eukaryota, Fungi, Ascomycota, Pichiomycetes, Pichiales, Pichiaceae. The record is from RefSeq and is a predicted model, not a curated record. The transcript has a single exon. The coding region runs from base 1 to 2784 and encodes 927 amino acids. Gene Ontology annotation, biological process: protein import into nucleus.